Molecule: messenger RNA, 5079 nt
Organism: Ctenopharyngodon idella (grass carp)
Lineage: Eukaryota; Metazoa; Chordata; Actinopteri; Cypriniformes; Xenocyprididae
Product: class A basic helix-loop-helix protein 9
Exons: 1
Coding region: 3878-4681 (267 amino acids)
Biological process (GO): developmental process; regulation of transcription by RNA polymerase II
Molecular function (GO): RNA polymerase II transcription regulatory region sequence-specific DNA binding; DNA-binding transcription factor activity, RNA polymerase II-specific; protein dimerization activity
Source: RefSeq, a predicted model, not a curated record
UUGAAAUUUUACAUCUCGCAAUUCUGUCCUUUUUUCUGAUGUAAAGUCAGAAUUGCGUGAUAUAAAGUUAUAAACUCACAAUUCAGAUUUUUUUUCUCAGAAUUGUGUUUAUAUCUCGCAGUUCUGACUUUAUAACACUCAAUUGUGAGAUAAACUCGCAAUUCUGAGAAAAAAGGUAAGUCUUUUUCUUCAGAAUUGGACUUUAUAACUCGCAAAUUGUAUCUCACAAUUCUGAGAAAAGAAGUCAGGAUUGCGAGAUAUAAUCUCACAUUUCUGACUUUAUAACUCGCAAUUCUGACUUUGUAUCUCGCAAUUGUGAGGAAAAAAAGUCAGAAUUGUGAGAUAAACAGUCACAAUUAUCUUUUUUUUUAUUAUUUCAUAGGUAAAAGGUCUGUUAGAUGGAUUGUUAUUUCAUGUAUUACCUGCAAAAGAAGAAAAUCCUGUUAUUUUAAGUGUUUUAGUUCCCAAACCUUGCAAACAAACCCCUCAAUUACCAAGUACAUCGGCCUCUCCUUUCUGUGUUCAUGACCCCUAAUUUUUUCUCUCAUAACCAUUGAGAAAAAGCGGCAAAAACAAUUACACUGACAUUCCCACGCUCUCCUCUGUCUGGCUGCAGUAGUUCUGUUUUUCGAAUUUACUUACCUUGGUGUUUUCUACCCAGAAGUGUUAUUAUGUUUACCAGGUCAACAGAGCUGUCCACCACCCAAAGUCUCAUUGAUUUUAUUCCUGUUCGAGUGUAAAAUCCCAAAGCAGCCUAUAAUUAGCAUGCAAAGGUUGUGGCAUUUUACAACUAAUUUCAAAUUAUAGAGCAAACACAGUAUGAUACAAUACAGAGCCCUGUGUUUAAACAAACCUGCAUUUUGGAUUAUAAUUGCAGAACAAGAAAAGGAAGAGGAUGUUGUAAUUCCUACUUAAGCAACUAUAUUUUCCACUAACACAAACCGAUUUGCCUUUCACUGCAGAUCUGGAAAACACCCCACGCCCAUGAGGGACAUCAAAUCAACACAUCUAUCAGUCAAAAACAUGUUAUACAGUAGUUAAAUGGCUUGAACCACUCUCAGCAACUAAGGGGUUGUAAAUAUGUAUAUAGCCUCAGGUGCAAUAAGAUUAGACUUGAUGAAUGUUUGAAUAGACUUGCUCCAGGUAAUUGUGCUGCUAGUAAUAUUGUGCUACAUUAAAAACUUGGUUGAAAAAUGACUUUGUCACUGUAGUUUUGGUCUAAUAUGAGCUAAUCGAUUGUAUUGUGUGUAAAAUGACAGUCGAACCCCUAAAUCUAGAUGGCUGAAGUCAUAACUAGGCAGUAAAAGCUGGACAGGAAGGAAGCAAUGUCCGAAAUGGCGCCUCAUUUCUUGCUUAAAGGUUAUUGCACCACCACCCACUGCUGAUAUGAUCUUAGCUGUUAGGUGGCUUUCUUGAGCCACUGGUUUAACUGGAGGCUCGUCACCUGUGAAACAGGCACAGCCCAAGAGAAGAUGGGACGCUUUUGCCAUUAUGACCUGACGGCAGGUCUGUCUAGUGGCUUCCUCAGUUUAUUGUGGCUUUUUACUAUUCAGUUAAUUAUCAUAGAGUGACUUGUGCAAUAUUCCAAUCCUCACUAAGCGAGGCUGUAAAUUGAAAUUUCAACGCAUCUAAAAAGAAAAAGUAGAACAUUUUUUUGGUAGGGCUCAAAAAGUUGGUUUUCUGGAGUUACGAUUUUUUGUUUUUGUCUUGCCAACAUUUUUACUGGCCCCAACACAAGAAAUUUUAGUUUUAUUUUAAUAAUUUUAUAUGCGUAAGAAAGAUAUAUUUAUAUUUUUUUUUAUUUAAUGUUGGCCUUUCUUCAGAAAUGUUGGAAAAUGCUGGCUUACAUUCCAUGCAAACAUUUCUUAGUUGGAUGACUCCAAAGCCAGCAAUGUUUUGUUUAGAGUAAUUUUUUUAUGCAAUAACAAUAUAAUCAUGGUUUGUCAAAUUUUAAUGAGGAGGAGAAAAUUCUUCCCAUAUCUUUUAUUUUUGUCAUAAUAUUCAUGAUUUUAAUUAUGAUUUUAUCAAUAUUACUUUUAUUAAUUUUAAUACAUUCCAACAUUUGUUUGUACAGGCAUUUUAGUUUUGAGUGUUGAGUCUGAUGUAAAAUCUUGGUCUUGAAGCAAAAUGUGUUGCGAAACCUAUCUAGAGACAAGACCACAUUACGACUUGGUGGUUGGAAAAAUACUGCCGUUUCUUUUUCACACUAAGAGGUUAAAAUUUUACAAUAUUGCCCACUUUUAGUACAAACAGAACAAACCUGAGAGUUCAAGUAGGGGAUACACAAGCUGUUUGUGAGUGAGAAUAAAAGGGAACAGCACCGAAGCCCUUAACUUACAGUCAUCACAGGUAAUAAUUGUAAAAUAUCUGUGUUCCUUUUCCCCAGCUUUGAAGUGAGGUGGCUACUGUCUGUUCUUGCCCCGUAGGAAGCACACAUUAGAUUUAUGACUUUGCAGACAACCAAAUUACACUGUCCCUCGCUGCAGCCCAGGAAGGCCAGUAAUCGCUUAAUACACAACAGCUAAUUGUGAGCAUACAGAGAUACAGAGUUUAUGUGACACAUGAUAAGUGUAUUUCCAUCCCUCUGGCAGAGAAAAGGUGUAAAGGCAAAUUGGUAAAAGAGGCUUAUCUGAUAAAGCUGUAAUUUGUCAUGAAUGUUCCAAUUUUUCUCUCAACACCCAGGACACGGCUUAGACAAUCUAUCUGGAUCAAGGUGGAGGAAAACUAGCAAUGAAAUUCUUUUGCUCUGUUGUCAUUUAUGCAUUAUGAAUGACCAUGGUUCAGAAUUGGGAAUUCUACACCGCAGGCUUGUACUUCUCAGCACUUUCAUAGUUAUGGUCUUCUGUAGAGGUUCUUGUUGUAAUCUGUAGUUCUAUUUAGAACCGUUUGUGUUGAGGAUUAGGGUUCUUUAUUCCUGCCCUUUUGAUUUUCAAAUCUGUGACUGUCAAAAAAUUCUUUCAAAGCAGCUUCUGACAGGUUUUCUUGAGCUCAACUUCACAGACUGUCAACAUGUUUAUAGAUUUUACUGGUUACAAACUGAAAACCCAUCAUCUUGUUCUUCUAGAACCCUUUUUCCUAAAGGUGUAGUUCUCCCAAAUAACUAUAAAAUAAAAAUAAAGGUUCCAAAAGGGGGUUUUCAAAGUGAUGCCGUAGAAGAACCAUGGGUUCUCCAAAGAACCUUUCAGUAAAAUGUUUUUUUGAAAAGAACCAUAUGUUUCUUUGUGUGAAGAACAUUUUAAUAAUCUGAAGAAACUUUAUUAUUUCCAAUAUAAAGAACCUUUUGUGCAAUGGAAAGCUUAAAUGGAUGUUAAAGGUUCUUCAGGGAACUAUAUGCCAAUAAAGAACCUUUAUUUUUAAUAGUGAGAAUUGUUUUUGCAUUUUACGAACAUAAGAAUGAACCGUGAUUCCAUAAUAUUUAUAAGGAAGAAACAUAUCAAUACGCAACUGUCAAAGAGUCAAAACCGAGCACAAAACGCCUAAUUUUCACACACGCAGAGUUACGUGCAUCUGUCAACUCUGCAAUUGCCAUUCCUCGUUUUCGGCAUGGUACGGUUGAAAAGAUCAGAUCCUGUGUGUUGAGGAGGUGUGUCAAAGCCUGAUGACUGAUGUCUACACUUGCCUGGAGGGCACUUGUAAACACAGAAUACACCUUUGCUUAUAGGCAGCUGGCUCACGUGACACAUCUACAGAUUGCGUUUAAAAACCCCUCUCUCCCUCUCCGAGACUGACAGAUCCGAACUGGUAGGUGAGGAGAAGAUCUCAACAUGUGGAUGUUUUGCAAAGAUAACUGUUUGUAGUUCACACAGGACCGUAAGAGUUCUCAUCUCUCAUACCAAGGCUGAGAUUUGCAUUUUGAAGUAGACAAAAGUGAACAACGAUGAGUUUGGGCAGCACCAGUACAGAAUCUGAAGUUUCAGAGGAUGAGUUGGAGGAUUGUCCUUUAGGUCCGGAUGACGACUGUGACAACGAAAGCCCUGGAAAGCUUCGUUCAGAACGCUCAAUGUCAUCCGGCCCAAGUGACACAGAGGAUGUCAAAGCGGUUAAGGGCCGAACUCGGCCUAAACGGUCCAAAGCACGGAGAGUCGCCGCCAACAUCCGAGAACGGAAGCGCAUUCUGGACUACAACCAGGCCUUCAACGCAUUACGCACGGUCCUCAAACACGACCUUAGUGGAAAGCGCCUGUCCAAGAUCGCCACGCUCCGCCGCGCCAUCCAGCACAUUUCAACACUGUCUUUGUAUCUGCGAACACAUUCGGAUACAGAACCGCACCCACCUCCGUGUACUCAUACGGAGUGCUAUCGGCAGCCGGAAGAGAACAGUUCCCUGCCCAGGAAGACCGGAACUUUCCAGGAACCGAUAGAUAACUACAUUCCCCAUCAGCCAGAGCUCACAGUCUCUACAGAGAUGUAUCAGGACACAUCAAACUCGACACCAUCUCAACACUACAACCACUGCACCACCACCAGUCAGGAACACGUGAACCGUGGACACUUCGGUCAGCACUGGGAGGAUCAGAGCCGUGAUUACUACAGUGGAGGACCUGGAUAUCAACAUGGGACGAGGGUCACCUGUCAUCAGAACCAUAUGGACACUUAUGCAGACUCUGCGAACCCGUCUUUGGCUUGGCAGCUGGGUUACCUUCAAUGUCACGGACACCAGCAGUUCCUGAGUAUGCACUAACUUUUCUCAAGCUAGAGUUACUUUUGAAAAGCAUUCGAAAUUUUUGAAUAUAAUAGUGUGCAUUAAGAGUAUUUUUGCAUACAUUUCUCAGGUUAAAAAAUAUACUGUAUAUUACAGCAAAUGCCUGGUAAAAAUCCUCUUCUAUAAUUGUUAGUUUAUUGUAAAUUGUAAAUAAUAUUUUUUAAAAAAGAAUAUGUCAGAAAUGUCAGAAAUUAGCUUAAAGGUUAGCUUCAAUAUCUUGUUACCACUUAUUUUUUUCCGUAUGCUCAGCCCCCAAAUAAAGCAGCUUAUUAUAAAACUGACUUUGGCUCUUUUCAAACCACUGUCCUUAAAAGUAUAAAUAUCUUUUAAAUGUAAAUUUAAUGCAGUCGUAUACUACUCUCAUACCCAAUACCCAU